Caenorhabditis remanei is the source of this 1632-nucleotide messenger RNA. RefSeq lists its product as uncharacterized. Lineage: Eukaryota; Metazoa; Nematoda; Chromadorea; Rhabditida; Rhabditidae. The transcript has 6 exons. The coding region runs from base 1 to 1632 and encodes 543 amino acids. Gene Ontology annotation, biological process: arachidonate metabolic process. The record is from RefSeq and is a predicted model, not a curated record. Gene Ontology annotation, cellular component: membrane.
AUGACCACCACAAGUACACUAAUCCAUCGAUCAACGCUUCUAAUUCUUCGUCGACGUCACAGAUCUGUCGAUGUUCUCACGAUAGACCGCCCGUUUUUCAGUAGUUCAAAUACCCAAGGAGGAGCCAGCACACCGCCAGGAGCAUCUGUAACACCGAGUGCAGGAGCUGCUGCAGUGACGACAAGUUAUGGAUAUAUUUCUGAUAUGUUCAAAAGUUUUGUAUCGAAAGUUGAGAAUCCUCUGAAUUACUUGAGUGUAGGAACAUCGAAAGCAAUCGGAAAAGAAGCUAUAAAAGUUGAAUCAAAGACACAAAUAAUUCAAAAAUCCAACGAAAAUCGUGUAUCCCGUUCUGAAGUGACUGCGAAGACACGUGCUCUCAUCAAAAGAAUUCUGGUAUCUGAAACAUCGACAUCUCGUUUGACACGAGUUCGAGAUCUCUCUGAACACAUAAUGUCAUUUCCACCGACUCGCAUCAUCGCAGCUCAAGAUCAGACGCUAAUCGCUGAGUUGUUAGAAAUGGUGAUUUAUGGAACAAGUGAUCAGUUGAAAGAGGAAGCGAGACAGUGUUUGACACUUAUUGGAGUACAACCAGCGCCUAAAGGAAGAGGAGUCAAUGUUUUGUCGAUUGAUGGAGGUGGAACACGUGGAAUGAUGGGUCUUGAAGUGCUUGAAAAGAUUGAGAAGCUGUCUGGAAAGAGGAUUUGUGAACUAUUCGACAUGAUCGUCGGAGUCUCGACUGGAAGUAUCAUUGCCGCAUUGCUCACAUGCAAAGGAUAUACUGUAGCCGAGUGUCGAGAAGCAUAUAUGGAUGUAUCGAAGAAACUUUUUACUCAAGGAAAGUUUCAAGGUGGAAUCGGAUUGAUUCUUCAGCAUUCCUAUUAUAAUACGAAUCUCUGGGUUAGUAUUCUGAAGAAAAUGAUCGGCGAAGAGGUGACAAUGAUCAAUACAUCGAAGAAACUUCAUACUCCAAGAUUGGCUAUCGUUUCUUCGAUUGUCAAUUUGCCAACUAUUCAGCCCUAUAUCUUCCGAAACUACGAUCAUCCAGCUGGACGAGAUUCUCAUUAUCGUGGUGGAUCUGAGCAUUGUCUUUGGAAAGCAAUUCAAGCCUCAGCAGCAGCUCCAUUAUAUUUCUCAGAAGUGAAAUUAGACAAUUUACUUCUUCAAGACGGUGGAGUCUACGCGAAUAAUCCGACUGCAAUCGCAUAUCACGAAACGAAACUUCUUUGGCCAAACGAGAAAAUAAAUUGUGUUGUGUCAGUGGGAAAUGGACGAACAGUGACAUCUGUUGAGCCGACACCUACCAUAACCUCCACUUCUUUUCAAGAUAAACUUCUCCGAAUCAUCGACAGUGCCACGGAUACAGAAGGAGUCCAUAUGAAUGUCCACGAUAUGCUCCCAGAUUCAGUGUACUAUCGCUUCAAUCCAUACAUGACUUACGCCUAUGGACUCGAUGAAAUCGAUCAGGAACGACUUGAACAAAUGGCGAGUGACGCUGAAUUCUAUGUGAGAAGAAAUUCGAGUAAACUGGAAUCAGCAGCUCAAAGAUUGUGUUUGAGACCGAAUAUGCAACAAUGUGUUCAUCGGAAUAUCAAGGAAUGGUUGGAUUUGAAAGGAUUCUAUAAGCCAGCAUAA